AUGUGUUGGUGUAAUAGAACACACAGACGCAACGGUAACACUAAUAAAAGUUACCAAGACAGAAGUGCGGCGUACGGUACUAUUUGUUUGGAGGGAGGUUGGAGGCACUCAUACAAGCGAGGGAGAGGCUGUGUUGGCGCGGCUCGCCAGUUUACCGUUGCAAGGCGCGUAGUGCGGCCGGACGUUCGACCGUCACCCGCGCGCCGCCGGCACUUUGUAGCCCGGCCUCCGCUACCACCACCGCUCAUCGCCACCCUCACCACCCUGGACACUAACCAGGACUUUGUCAUCUCAAGCAUUGUGUACUCCAAGGGGUGUUAUGGACUGAUCACUACAAAUCUUGUUCUC
Brenthis ino (lesser marbled fritillary) is the source of this 348-nucleotide messenger RNA. The record is from the annotation of a GenBank genome assembly. NCBI's taxonomy places the organism in Eukaryota, Metazoa, Arthropoda, Insecta, Lepidoptera, Nymphalidae.